CGCCCUUAACUUUGGAGACGGUGCAGUAGGUGCGUGUGCCCUCGGCUGCUUGACGGUCUCUGUGGUGGGGAGGAAACCAGAGUGAUUCAGGGUGGGAACUUAUAUCAGUGGGCUCUCUUUUCGCCUCUUCCCUCUUUGGCGCAUUCACCGUCGAGCUCAGCCUGCUGUAGUUACCUCCCUGUGGUCCAGAGACUGGGGAAUCCACCUGCCGGAGAGCAGACACACCUCGGGAUGGAUGCCCUGAAAUCCGCCGGCAGAGCGAUUAUCAAGAGCCCGGGAGUUCCGCGGCACACAUGGGGAACUUCCAAGCACGAGAAGCUGCCAGAGAACUGGACGGACACCAAGGAGACCCUGCAGGAUGGGAUGGUGUUCAACGUGAAGUACCUGGGGAUGACUCUGGUGGGCCAGCCCAAAGGAGAGGACAUGGCCUCAGCUGCCAUUCGCAGAAUCGUUACCACGGCCAGGGCCAGUGCCAAGAAGUUUCAGAAAGUAACUUUGACGAUCUCUCCGAAAGGCAUCAUCAUGACGGACACAGAGACCACUGACCUCAUAGAAAAUGUCUCCAUAUACAGAAUCUCGUACUGCACAGCAGAUAAAACUCAGGAUAAAGUCUUCGCAUAUGUCUCUCAGAGUCAGUUCAACGAGACCCUGGAGUGCCAUGCGUUUCUCUGCCAAAAGAAGAAGAUUGCUCAGGCUGUGACAUUAACUGUAGCGCAGGCUUUUAAAGUAGCGCUUGAUCUUUGGGAGAUUGCUCAGGAAGACAAAAGCAAGAAGGCCAGGACUUGCUGUUCUUGUGCAGCCAGCAAAGGGCAGACGGAGACAGCAGGCCCUCAGUGUAUUCCUUCUGAGCAACACAAGCCACUUGUGAUGGAGGAGAAGCUCCGGAGGCCCUUCUUCUCCGCGUCACUCAGCUCGCCCUCGCCUCGCAGUAACCCGACUCGAAGACGACCAAUCAAACACGACUCUUGGGAUGUUGACGAUGGACUCGAUGAUCCGUUUUCAAGCAACAUGGAAGUAGAGGAGAUGGACACCGACUGGCCGAGUCCUGCUCCCAACUCAUCUCUGACCAUGCAGAUCUGAGUCCCUGGGAAGUCUACAACCACAAUUUGUUAACCAUCUGCCACAAUGAGUUUGAAUAACUGGCAAAAGCUGCCCAAUGUACAGCACCACCGAAAAAUGACAGUGAAUUCAGACCCCCCAGGCCUGGAGACCAACAACAAACCCCAAACAGACAAAACCAUAUCACGCAUUGAUUUCCUCUGGCUGCUGCAGAGAGGGCAGAAUGGAUACCUUGAUAUUAGAAACUGCUCUGAAUGUAUGUGUGCCAGUACACACUCCACUCGGACAUAUUCAGCCAUACUCUAACUGCUAUGACAGGCACAACGUGCAACACAGCACUGCAAGAUGAGUCAUCACACAGACGGAAGAGACCAACAAGUCUCUUUAUAUUCCAAAUAUGUAAAAACCAACAAAAACGAUGUGUACAUACAAUGAGACUGUCACCUCUUUCUGAAAUGUGAAAUGUCAUGUAAAGACAAAGAAGCAUCUACAGUAGGAUCCACCUUGGAAAUUACCAUAUUUGAAAGAAGCAUACAUGUGAUGUUUAGAGAAUGGGGUACAGUGUUUAUUGCCAACAAAUCCCAAUUUAAAUGUUUAUUUUAAGGCCCAAAAGUCCCUAAAUAAGUACUGCCUACUUUCUGUAUCUAAUGACGUUAACCUCAUCUCUUGGCUUUCUUGAUUUAGUUUGUUAUGCAGCAGGUGAUCCGGUGGGGGUUACCUCAAAUAAUAAAAACAAUAUCAAACAAUAGAAAUAUUAAUGAUCUUACGACAGCAUUCCUUUUCAUGUUUUCAUCCACCAGGUGCCCAAAACAGGAAUUGGGUAUUUUGAUAACAAAGCGAACAAUCACCAUGGAAACUGAGUAACUUAAUCUGCUGAAGAAGGCCAUGAGAUGUUGAUAAAAGCUUUGGAAGCUCAGGAGUGAAGCUUCAAACUCAAGCAAACAAAUAAACCAAAUUCAGAUAAAAAUGUGAGCAGCAGAGAUUUUCUCACAUGCACUCUCUUUUAUCGGACAAGCUCCAAUAACAAUGGAUUCUACAUUUCCCAUAAACCCAUUGACAACUUAAAGGAAUAUUUUAUUAGACAUCCACAUAUUCCACUGAUUUGUGAACAUAACAAAGUAGAUAACUGAUUACAUAUUAUGACAUCAGGUUACUUUUGCAGUAUAUUAAACCACACGACACAACAUACAGUAUCCACAGACUCGGCUAUUCAUAACAAGCAAGCUAUACUGCCAUGCCCCUCUUAGAGAACCACAUCUUUGUCUGAUUUAGAAAUAUUAAAUACAUUUAAAAAAUACACAUAGGAUGACCCUCCUUUUGUGAGAAAUGUGUAUGAUUCAGUAAUCAAAUUGAGUAACCCUUGUGCUGCUUUAUGUGAACAAUGUUAAUAGAUAGUGUUUGCAAAUAUCACAAUCGUGUUCCACUCAAAUCAACGGCAGACCUGUCUCACAGAAACCGACUGACAUUCCUCUAACACUCUACUUCAAUGCUGUCUUAUAUGAAUAUGACUUUUAUAAUGUAAUGAAUAGUUUACAAUACAUUACAUCAGUCAUUUGCCACUGUACAUAAAGAUGGUGUUACAGAAUAGCGAUGAUUGGAGGUUCUGAGGACGAGUGUAUGGCGAGGCCAACUAUUUACUAGAGUAAAGAAACAUAUUUCCAUAUGCUGUAUUUUUUCAAUGUCAGAGUAAUUUAUGUAAGCAUAUUGUAUCAUCACAAAGGAAGUAGGAUGAAUAGAUUCAGGGCUUCACACAUGUUGUUUUCAAAAGGUAAUUAUCACUCUUGUUGUUGCUUGUAUGUUUUGCAUUAGAUUAGACAAUUUAUACAAAUGUAAUCACAUGUUUCUUUUUAUCACUGCAGGAAUAUUUUUUAAAUAUAGUCCUUCUCUCAAAGUAAUCACCUGUUGCAUUGAUCGGCACAGUUCACAUCUGCCUCUGUUCGCUGUAAUCUGUGCCACACGACACGUCUUUGUCCCUAACCUCAUCAUAGAACAAUUAUUGCCCUCCUUAGACGCGGCAAAUUAUUUGUAUCCGCUGCUUGGAUGACGUUUUGCUGUCGUGAGGAUAUUAUAUUGUGCCCCAGCCUGGCUGAAGUGGUCCUUCUCUCUGUAUUCAGGGCAUCAUCACUGUUGUCAUGACACCCGCUACAGAAUAAUUGGAUGGCUUAUCAGGUUACGCCAUGAAGCUUAAUUGCAUUGUUUCAUUCCUGACUGGCUGAAAUGCAGCCUCCAAUGUAUCUUUAAAAAAACAAAACUCCAUCCCAUAUGAUAAAUAACCUCAGUAGUGACUAAAAAAUGCAGCAUCGUUAUUUCACCUUACAGUUGAACAUUUUCCUCUGGAGUGGAAGUGAUUUUCCCAACAUUUCCCCACCGUUUCAGCUCCGUCAUUGACUUCACUCAUUGAUUAACUGUUUCAGUUUCUGCUGAUUCAGUGCUUUGGAGUGAUAUUCAGAGAUGGGCUGUUGUCCAGCACCCUUCGGACACGGAAUUGGUUUCCAAUAACGACAUAAAACAGUACAAGUUUUGAGAAAAAAUGCUUAAUUAGCCAAUGCAGAGACCUUUGUUGUAACUAUUGAAUAUACCCAGUCAUUUUGAUUGACUUUAAAACAAAGAAAGAAGUAUAAAAUGAUUUUACUUUGAAGCGAAGUCCCUUUGGGCUUUUUCUUUAAGUAGAUUCAUCUCUAUAAAUUGUAUUUUGGCAAAACUUGAUCUGCCUGAUUUAAGAGCUUUAUUUCCUGUGUCUAGGAUUCUGUAGCUCACGUAUCCCCUGUGAAUCUUGAAUGGAUGCGGUGCUCUGGCACAGCCGAGCACUUUCCAUGCGUGAUGGGAGGAGGGGAGGUAUCACAUGCCAAUUUGAGUCGGGGGUGCUCUGAAUACAGAUCGGUCCGCGAGGGUUUGAGGUCAGAAAACAUUUGAGGCUUUCAGAGUUUUUCAGAUAAGCUAUUGUUGCCCAAAAUAAGCAUGAUGUUUACAAGAUGGGUUUACUUUUCAAAUAUGGUGCUUAUUUUCUAUCUAUGCAAUUAGUGGGUUUCUAACACUGUUGUGAUCAUAAUAGCAAUUUGUGUAUAAACCACAAGCAGUUGAUCUAAACUGUGUAAAAAAGGUGUACAGCAUUUGGAAACUGUUAUGGUUUGUUACAUAUUUAUGCAUAAUAAAAUACUUUGUACAAACA
This is a messenger RNA of Gymnodraco acuticeps, 4228 nucleotides long. RefSeq names its product low density lipoprotein receptor adapter protein 1. Bases 232 to 1080 code for a protein of 282 amino acids. The record is from RefSeq and is a predicted model, not a curated record. Lineage: Eukaryota; Metazoa; Chordata; Actinopteri; Perciformes; Bathydraconidae. The transcript has 10 exons.